Molecule: messenger RNA, 1065 nt
Organism: Pochonia chlamydosporia 170
Lineage: Eukaryota; Fungi; Ascomycota; Sordariomycetes; Hypocreales; Clavicipitaceae
Product: START-like domain-containing protein
Exons: 1
Coding region: 1-1065 (354 amino acids)
Source: RefSeq, a predicted model, not a curated record
AUGGAAUGCAAAACGCCGAGAUUGUCUGCGGAUACAGACGGUGAUCUUAAGGCAGAUCAUGGUCGGUUUGUUCGCCGAUGGGGCCUUGAUCCAUCAAAGCUUCCAUCAUCAUCUGCACCCUCAAGUGAACUUAUCCCACUACUUACGACCGUAUGGACAGAGGCCAUCUAUUUCAUCAGCAAGGUGCACCUGGAGGAGUCUUCAAACAAAACGUCACCAUGGCAAUCCAAGGGCGUCAAAACAUUUCCCCACUCCAAUACCCCAGUGAAGAUGUAUGAGCGUGUCAUAACGACAAAGGAGCUGGCCAAGGUUAUCCACGACCACAAGCUUGAUGACGUGAAAGAGAGCGACAUGGAGCCGGAAACUUGGAGUCUGCGGCGUAGCGUCCACGCCAAUGCAGCAUCAGCAGGAACUGCCGAUUGGAAUGAAUGGGUUCGAUGCUUCAAGAAAAAUCACGCCGAGGCGGAGAAGGAAUACACUGCGACUGUCUUGAAUACUACACUAAUGAAGAAUUGGAAUUGCAAAGGUAUCAAGAUUCAAGUUGCCGGUCGGACUUGGGUCGACUGGACCAUGAAGUGGGAGGAGUCUGUUCAUAAGCUUCCCUUCCCGCUGAAGAAACGCGUCUUUCCCGUUCUGCAGCUGACGGCCAUGACUGACGACAAGCGCGAGUUUCUCGUUGUCCAAAUUGCUGUGAAGGACAAGGACGCGACACCUCGAAAUCGUGGUGCCGUCUUGGGGGCGUAUACGAGCGUGGAGAGAUUUCGUCAAACAGAGGGUGAGGUUGAAUGGAUCAUGGGCACGGUUUCGGAUGCGGCUGGCAUUCUGCCUCGAUGGGUGCAAAAAAGAGCGGUGCCGGCUCAAAUUGCAAAGGACGUUGAAAUGUUUUUGACUUGGAUGACAGAGGAGAGAAAGAGAAUUGUUGGGACUGAUAAGGACACGUCGACAGCUGCCAAUGAUUCCAGGACAACUUCAAGAACGACGUCUCGAGUAAACUCUUCUCAGACAACCGCAACCACCACGACGAGCGGCGUAGUGCCUGCGCCGAAACCAAGUGCGAAUGAGUGA